GCUUUUGCAUGAAAGGGUUCCCCGCAUGGAUGAUGGCAGCCAACUUCUCAAAGCAUUGAAUGUUUUGAUGUUGAAAAUCCUGUGUUAAGCAUAUUCUUCAAGUGAUCAGAGACAACAUGGACAUGUCUCUUGCUAGAUCAUCCUUGGAUUUGGUUUUUUUCCACAUCUCCUCUUUGGAAGCUGGGUGCCAAGCCCUAGAGAUGGACAAAAGAAAUGAGGGAAAGCCUGGAGAAGCAAGGGCUCUUUUGAGGCGUUCCGUUAGGGAAGGUCCGAGGUAGCAGAACAAAGUGGUGAUGUCUCACGAUGUGUAUCUGGACCAGUUUUUACUAGAUGGGAGGCCUUCCAUUCCCCGAGCAAUUGCGAUGAUAGAUGGCCCCAUGGACUGGAAUGAAGCUCUUGAUACCAUUCAGCAUGGCUCCCUUAAACAGGACAAGACCAUCGUGGAGAGUAGUAGUGCUUAUGGUAGAGCCCAAAUGGCUCGUGAUGAAGUUACAGUGGAUGAUGGUGAUGCAAUCUUCGUCUCUCCUUUGCAAGAUUCUAGAUUGUGUAUCGGGCCAUCAGCAAUCGAAGGAGUCGAAAACGGCAAUCAGCUGUACGAGUCAUAGACGCGUACGAAAAAAAUCGAACAAUUGUUUUAGGUUUCAGCAUGGCCCAACAGAAUGCUUGCUGAAUACCAUCGAGGCAUGUGCAAUCAGUGUCUAGCCGGAUAUGGGAAAGAGAUAAAUUCGCAAAAGAAGAAAACAGGUGUCAUUGCUCCAAAACGGUUUGUGCAGCAAGUGAGGAAACAGAGAGAGGUUUUAUGAGGGUACAUGCAUCAAGUAUGAUGUUAACAUUGUUGAGUAUUUUUUUCCUUUAUUUGAGGCGCGAUUCAAUCCCCUUACUUGUUCUGUUGUUUUUUAAAUGAGCCUGUGAAAGCAAAGUUAUGAUGGAAAUUCAGUGGUUCUGUAGCAUUUUAUUUUCUACCAUGCAAGUACAACACGUGCCAAGUUAUAGCUUGAUGCAGACGAGUGUUUUCGAGUCGUGUAUUGGUUUUUACUUCCAUACAUGUGUUGUAAAUAACUGGAAAUAAGUAGAAAUUGUAAGCUCAUACUUUUAUGGUUUGUUUUCCUUGUAAUUUUUGGCAUGAGAAAGGUCAAACCAGCAAAUUUGUAUCAGCCUAGCUUUCAAAAAUACUCAACACCAUUCAAUUCAACGGGCAUGACGGACGUGCCUUGCACCCUAGUUGUAAUAAAAGAACGAAGAUGGCUUGCCAAGCCAUGCCGUGAAAAUACAAAAUUGCCCUCGUAAGGUUUGUCCUCCGAUUUGCUGAGCUUGGGGUAGUUUAGGUAUUGCAUGUCUUCUUUCCACAACAAGAAAAGUAAAGCUUCCUUUUCCAUAAUUUGAGGGAGGAAGUGUCCUCACAUUACUGUUGGUGCUGCUGUAAAUAUAUCCAAUACAUCAAGACAAUCUCUCUCUCUUUC
Messenger RNA from Rhododendron vialii, 1460 nucleotides. RefSeq lists its product as uncharacterized. The transcript has 10 exons. The record is from RefSeq and is a predicted model, not a curated record. NCBI's taxonomy places the organism in Eukaryota, Viridiplantae, Streptophyta, Magnoliopsida, Ericales, Ericaceae. The coding region runs from base 294 to 605 and encodes 103 amino acids.